AACCCCCUCACUUAGUCGGGCGCCGGACCCCUCGCCACCCACACCACAACCGCUUCUCGCACACCCACACCCUGCGGCACCAUGUGGGCGCGCGUCUGCCUCCUGCUGCUGGCGUGGGCGACCCUGGGAUCCUGCGUGCCCGCUAGGGAGGAGGAGGAGGAGGAUGCCCUACGGAGGAUAGCCAGACAAGCCCCUGUGUUUGGCAUCUCGCAUCUGGACAUCCGCAACGCCAUUUUGAUGAUGGAGAAGAGCAUCAAGGGCGUGGCGAGCAAGUUAUCCAGACACGAGGCGAGGGAGAUGCAGAAUGCUGUGUCCACCACCCAGAAACUGAAUGGGAUAGCCACGGGACUGAGUGACGCGGGGACCGGCAUGCAAGUGGUGGCGCGGCAGCUGGCGGUGAUGGAGGAGCGCUUGCUGUCACUGGAAGCCCUGGUGCAGACGACCGAUGAGAGGCAGAGAAUGAAGUUGGACCAGCUCACCCUAGGCUUGGACCGUCUGUUAGCACGGGACCUGAGCUUCCAGGACCUGCCGCCCUUGCCUGACGCCGCGCAAGGAGAACCAGAGGAAGAGUCCGCUGUCAUGAAAGCUGUCAAGAAAAUGAGUCGCAAGCUGGCGGGAGUAGAGACGAUGAUACAAAGGGACAUGCGGGCUGUUUCAGAUGAGGUGACGAGCGUCGGUGAGUCGCUUGGGCAGCACAUGGGUCAACUGAACGACCGCCAUGACCGCCUCGAGGCACAGCUGGGAGAGUCACGCGCGCUCUCUCAGGUGUCCUUCCAUAUGUUGAACGAAUCCCUCGCUGCCUCCUCCGCCGCUAUCCAGCAACAGAUACAGAGUCAGGAAGGUGGUGGGUGCAGCGGCGCCAGUGCUGCUGGAGUAAGUGAAGAGGUGAACACUUGUCUGGAAACACUCAGUCUUCACGCCAUCCAGCAGGAGGAGAAUCUUGAAAACCUUAGACAGGAAACACACAGGAGUCUGGAGGAGCACUUGGUCACUCUGCAGAAGAUACUACUCGAGACUCACGCCGGCCAGACCCUGCUGAAUACCUCCAUAGCAGACCUGACCCAGAGCCUCUCCCAGGUCAACACGAGUACGCAAGGCGGCCUUACCAAAUUGGCCUCGAACAUACAGGCGGUCCAGACAGACUCAGUGGGCGCUAUAUCAGUCUUAGAGGAGAAGCUACAUGAGGACAAUACUUAUAUCAAGGAGAUGCUGGAAGCUCGCGCCGAGCAGAUGGAGAAGCUUCACAACACCGUGCUGAAGAAUGUUGGGCAGGUGAUGAUCCAGACGGCAGACUCUGUGCUGGACACCAAGAGAAGCAUUGAGUUUGGCGUCCAGCAGAUUAUACUGGAGCUGAGUGAGAUCGUGAGGAGCAGCGGCAGCACCAUCAACACCACACUCCACGACCAAAUCAAUAAAAUCUCGGUCGCUAUCCUCAAGAACCAGACGUCGGCUCUCACCAACAUGACGGCGAGGAUGGAGCAGGAGAUCUCGCAGGUGUGGCGUCAGAUCGGCAUCAUGUACCAGCAGAUGAUUCAGUCCGUUGACCUCCUGGACGAACUCAAGGACACCACCAACGAGCACAUGAACGCGUCCCUCAGCCGUGUAGGAAACAUGGACGGCACUGUGGGAAAGAUCAACUCCAAGGUCAUUGAUGUGGAGAAUAACCUUAAUUAUCUCCUGGGUCGUCUUUCCCUCGUCGUUUCUGAGUUUAAUCUCUUGAAGAACGGCGUGGGUGAGGAAUUGAUGCGACUUCGAGAUAACCUGGCGAGUCAAAACAACAGUCCUGUAGAGUUCGCGGAGGGAGAAGAGCCACCAGCCGACAGCCGCUACGAUGUGAACCGCAAACGAGAUGCUCCUCUUCCCCACAACAGAGCAGGAGCCUUCUAGCGGCGCCCGGCUGCCUCGCGCUGGCCAUUGUAGUUUGUAAGUUAUAGUUGUCCAUCAGUCACUCGGUCUUCCUUCUCCUUGUAGUCAUUUGUAUGUCUUAUUUGUGCUUGGUUCCAGUAGUUACUUGAAUAAAGGGAAAUUAUUAGGACUA
Molecule: messenger RNA, 2038 nt
Organism: Scylla paramamosain (green mud crab)
Lineage: Eukaryota; Metazoa; Arthropoda; Malacostraca; Decapoda; Portunidae
Exons: 6
Coding region: 82-1887 (601 amino acids)
Cellular component (GO): plasma membrane
Source: RefSeq, a predicted model, not a curated record